AUGGCCAUAAGCGAUUUCUAUAAAAAACACGACAACUACACCACGGUCAUCCGCCCAUACUAUCGCGAUUCGAAACACAACAACGUUCAAGCAGCAUCUGCAGCACUCGACCUCAUGAAAAACGUUCAAGUCACGGCGGUUAUCGGACCCAUGACAUCCUCACAAGCAGACUUUGUUAUAGAUAUUGGUAACAAAGAAAAGGUUCCAGUCAUUUCACCAGCAGCAAGCCCAUCACUCUCACCAAACAACAACGUUUACUUCAUCCGGUCUGCACACAAUUCGACAUUACAGCUAAAACCGAUUACAGAACUGAUCAAACACUUUAGUUGGAGUGAGGUUGUGUUUGUGUAUGAAGAUGGUGAGUAUGGGAGAGGUCUCGUUCCUUAUUUAUCUGAUGCCAUGAUGAACAUUGGUACCAAAGUCACGUACCAAACUGUCAUAUAUCCUUCGGUUUCAGAUGAUUGGAUCCUUGCAGAACUUUACAAGCUCAAGACAAUGCAGACUCGGGUGUUCGUGGUGCACGCGUUACCUGAUUUGGCUUCUCGGUUUUUCAAGAAAGUGAAUGAUGUUGGAAUGAUGGAUGAAGGGUAUGUUUGGAUUAUAACUGGAGGGCUCACUAGUCAUUUGCAUUAUUUGGAUCAUAAAGAUGACAUGAUGCAAUUGCAAGGAGUGAUUGGUGUGAAGUCGUAUAUCCCGAAUUCGGGUGAGUUAUUCGACUUUAAGAGAAGAUGGAAAAGGGAGUUCCGGAGUCGGUAUCCGGAGGAUGACGUGACAGAGCUUGACAUGUCUGGAAUAAGGUUGUAUGAUACUGUUUUUGGUCUAGCAAUGGCGCUAGAGAAGAUCCAGAAAGAAAAAGGGGACUCUGAUGGCACUGGAGCCUUAAAUAUGAGAACAAGGCUCCUUUCAUCGAUCCGAAACUUUAGAUUUGACGGGCUUAGUGGCAACUUCAACGUGAUCAACGGGCAGUUACAAUCGUCGGUGUACGAAAUAGUGAACAUAAUCGGUAGUGGGGAGAACACAAUCGGGUUUUGGAGCCCGGAAAUUGAUGGGAUCUCAAAGAAGUUAAGCAAUAAUACAAAGGGUCUUAAGCCAGUUACAUGGCCCGGUGGAAGUCAUGUUAUCCCUAAAGGCUGGGAGAUCCCGGUCAGCAACAAGAACAUGUUAAGAGUCGCGGUUCGAGUCGGGGGGCUUGAUUUUAUCGAUGCAGACAUCGACUCAGAAACCGGUCAGGUUACCAUGACCGGUUUCUGUGUUGAUGUUUUUAACGCAGUUGUUAACGCGUUGCCAUAUGCUCUUAAAAUUGAAUUUGUACCUUUUGUUACUUCUGAUGGCAAGAAACCUGCAGGAAGCUAUGAUGAUCUUGUUUUCAAUCUCUCUAUUGGGUGGUCUAGAGACUUCAUAAGCGGUUCUAGAGGGUUUUUGAAACAUGUUUCACAAAGAGGCACCGAAUUAUUGGAAGGAUACGAUGCGAUUGUCGGAGACAUUACAAUACUUGCAGACCGUUUGGAUAGAGUGGCUUUCACUUUGCCAUACACAGAGGCUGGUGUUUCAUUGGUUGUUCCAAUCAGAGAUGAGAGAAAGAGUGCAUGGAUCUUCUUGAAACCCUUAGAGAAAGAGCUAUGGUUAACAAUCAGUGCAUUUUUCAUAUACAUCGGGCUCGUAGUAUGGGUUAUCGAGCAUCGCGUGAACGGAGAGUUCCGAGGCCCCCCUCAUAAACAACUGGGAAUGCUCUUGUGGUUUUCCUUCUCCACACUUGUUUAUGCACAUAGAGAGAAGUUGAUAAGCAACUUAUCGAGAUUUGUGGUGAUUGUGUGGGUGUUUGUGGUGCUAGUGCUAACCUCGAGCUACGCUGCGAGCUUGACAUCAAUGUUAACGGUACAACAGCUUCGGCCUACUUACACUGGCAUCAGUGAGAUCAAGAGAAAGGGAGAAUCAGUAGGAUACCAAGAGGGUUCUUUUGUUAGGGAUAUGUUGAAAGAUAUGGGUUUUAAUGAUACCCAAUUGAAAAGCUACAGCUCGUUUGAGGAGUACCACGAUGCCCUUGAAUUAGGAAGUCAAAACGGAGGAGUUUCUGCGAUUAUGGAAGAGCUCCCUUAUAUUAGGGUUUUUGUGGCUAAAUACUGUAACAUGUAUACCAUGACAGGUCCCAUCCACAAAACUGCAGGCUUUGGUUUUGCAUUUCCAGUAGGGUCCCCUCUGGUCCAUGAUGUUUCAAAGGCAAUCCUGCAAGUGACAGAGAAGCAAAUGAUGAACAUAACCAACCAUUGGUUUAGAGAAGACGCCAGUUGUGAUCAGCCUAAGGAACCUCAAAUGAACACUGAUGGGCUCAGGCUCGAUAGCUUCAAGGGAGUUUUCCUCAUUGCCGGGUUAUCGUCCACCUCGGCUCUCCUGAUUUUCUUCUUCAGGUUUUUGUAUCAAAAUAGAGAUAUAUUGGUGUCACAAGAUCAUUCGGUUAGCCAAAAGCUCGUUCUUAUUGCAAAAACAUUUGAUGUGUUUCGGGAUGAUGAACCCAAAACAUCAGUCCCAGAAUCAGCAAUUGUGGAAUCUAACAACAAUAAUGAUAGUCCAGCAAUUAGUGUGUUCCAUCAAGAAGCAGAAAUUUUCUCACACGAUGAAGGGUUUUCUAGUAAUCAACCUGGGAGUCCCGUUCUUGACACAAUACAAGUUUUGCCAAACUUGAACAAGACUCCCACUCCACCUGUUGAUGAACCAAAUUACCCGGCGCAUCAAGUGUGUCCAGAUUACGGAUACGGGUAUGAAUCUCCGUACGUGCAACAAAGUGGAUACGGUGCUGAGAAUGCACCUGUUGAUAAACCAUAUUACCCGACGCAGCAAUCGUAUCCGGGUUAUGGGGUAUACGGGGAUGAAGGUGGAUACGAAAGUUACAGUGGAUACGGUGGUGAAGGUGGAUACGGGGGUGAAGGUGGUUACAGUGGAAAAUAUAUAUAG
This is a messenger RNA of Helianthus annuus (common sunflower), 2949 nucleotides long. RefSeq names its product glutamate receptor 2.7-like. The transcript is spliced from 7 exons. Gene Ontology annotation, molecular function: signaling receptor activity; ligand-gated monoatomic ion channel activity. Lineage: Eukaryota; Viridiplantae; Streptophyta; Magnoliopsida; Asterales; Asteraceae. The record is from RefSeq and is a predicted model, not a curated record. Bases 1 to 2949 code for a protein of 982 amino acids. Gene Ontology annotation, cellular component: plasma membrane.